Closterium sp. NIES-65 is the source of this 1026-nucleotide messenger RNA. Lineage: Eukaryota; Viridiplantae; Streptophyta; Zygnematophyceae; Desmidiales; Closteriaceae. The record is from the annotation of a GenBank genome assembly.
AUGAAGCGUGAGCUUUGGGGCUUCUUCGACGGAUCCGGAGUGAAGCCUUCAAGCGCCUUGACAACGGAGCAUGGAGCAUGGGUGAAGAAGGACAAGAAGGCGUUCUCGAUUCUCGUGUUGAAGCUUGGACUUCAGCUCAUGCCGGUGGUGAGCUCGUGCAUCGACCUUGAAGGAGCUACACGUGAAGCUUGGAGGCGCCUCGAGAACAUCCACGUGACGAAGUCUCUCUACGGCAAGUUGCAAGCAAGGAGGAACUUCUUCACCAUGCGCAUCAAGGAGGGCGAACGCAUGCGCGCGUACGUCAACCGCGUUGAGGAGCUUGGCAAACGAAUGGUGGAGCUUGAAGCAGACGUGGACGGAAAGGAUUGGAUCAUGACGCUUCUCGGAGGGCUCCGAGAGGAAUGGUCAACCGUCAUCACCACCCUUGACGGCAUGCAAGCGACGUGGACCAAGGAGGGGGUGACGACGCGCCUCAUAGACGUGGAGAUGCGGUGGAUCAACUUGAAAGGCGAUUCAACGAGUUCGGCUCACUUCACGCGCGGGGUGAAGAAAGGCGUUGUCUACACCAAGGCACGGAAUGACCGUGGGCAUGUAAGUGGAAGCGCGGGCUCUUCACGUGGAGGACACGCCAACAACAACAACAACCGUGGUCAUGCUCAUGAAAGAGCAUGCCGGUAUUGCAAGAAGGUCGGGCAUUGGUGGCACGAGUGUCGGAGCAAGCCAAGGGAUUGGACUCCAACAUCGCCAACUCAAGAGGAACGGCGCGCGAACGUGGUAACUUCGGGAGAAGAUACCAAGGAGCUCGUGUUCAUCACGGGAGAAGGAGCUCUUGGCAAGUUCGCUUGGCUUCUCAACACGGGCGCUACACAACACAUGACGCUACAUGCGGAGCUUCUUGAGGAUGUCUUGGCGGAUGCUCCUACCAAGCGCAUGGUCUUCGGUAAUCAAGACUCGCUUGAGAUGAAUGGACACGUAACGUUGCGCCUCGCGGUGGACGGCGGUCCAAUGACGAUCAACAACGUGUGA